Molecule: messenger RNA, 1674 nt
Organism: Solanum tuberosum (potato)
Lineage: Eukaryota; Viridiplantae; Streptophyta; Magnoliopsida; Solanales; Solanaceae
Source: RefSeq, a predicted model, not a curated record
AUGUUCUUUUCUACUUUCUUCACUUCUUAGAUGUGCUGUAGUAGCUGCAAUGAUAUCUGCUAGUAUUGUUUUUCAGUUGCAUUUAUUUAGUUGAUUAUAGUUUUCCUCCCCCUAUUUUGACUUUAUAUGUCUGAAAUUUUACUUCGAAAAGACUGUUUAGUCAUCUGUUUAAAAUCUGCAGGAGAUUCUAGCUCUAAUUUUUAGUAUGUCAUAUGCAUGAAAUUUAGUAACAUUUGGGCAUACUGAUGAACUUUAUUUAAAAAUAAUUGAUCUUUUACAAGUGUUGAUCUUACAAUACUUACAUAUUUUGAAGAUAUGGCUCGAGGCAGAGGUCGAGGUAGUGCAGGUCGUGUAGGAAAAUCCUCAGGUCGCGGUAAUUCUGCUAUUCCUCCAAAAAUGCCUACUGUUCCUAUUCCCACAACAGUUAGUCCUCAACAAGGUGGUACAAGUUCUAAUAUAGGACCUAGCAGUACACCACCCGUUCAAAUGCCAAAUCACAAUAAUAUUCCAACCAUUGUUGAAUCAUCUCCUAUUACACCUAAUGAAAGUAAUCAAAUAGGAGAGGGUGCAUCUACUCAAAGUAGCACAAUUGGUGAAGGUGAGUCCAAUAAUCGUGGGCAGCGGAGAACAGUUGUUACUCUUACUCCUACAGGUUUGGAGCCUUCUUCGACAUGCUCUACUUUCAUAGCUAAGUCUUUCAAAAAUGAACUUGAUCCCAAUGGAAUCAAUUGGAAAGGUGUCUUGCAACCUGUAAAAGAUUUUUAUUUUGGAGAAUUCAAGAAGGAAUUCUAUUGGGACUCUUCAACAAAUGAAAAUGCAGUAAAAAGACAAUGGGAGAUUAAGGCAUCACUACGAUAUAGAGAUUUUAUUUCCAAAAUAAAAAAGAAUGGAACUAAUCCCGGAUAUGUAACUGAUAUUGUGUGGAAAAAUUGGAUGAGGCUUUGGCAAGCUCCUGAGAAUGUUGCAAAGUCAGAAACAAAUAAAAAAAAUCGUCGUGGAGGAAGAGAAGUUGUUGUCGGAGCUCAUACAGGUGGAUCUAUCUCUAUUGGAGAGCAUCGUAAGAAACUUGCUAUUGAAAAGGGUCGAGACCUAACACCAAGUGAGCUCCAUUUGCACGUCCACACACAUGAUCACGAUGGAAAUUCUUUUGUUGAUGAGCGAGCAUGAAUUGUUCAUGAAAGAUAUGAAGAAAUAUUACAUGAGAAAAUUGAGUCUGAAUCUGAUAUUGAUCAACGUGACACAUAUUAUCAAGCUGCAUGUGGAGAAAACAAGAGAAGAAUAUAUGGUCUUGGAACUCAAGCAAAAAGUUACUACGGACCAAAUCUUUGUAUCUCUUCUCAAUUUGAUGCUUCAUCAUCUAUACCACCAUUUGUUUCUCAAUUUGCACCGAUGGAAAAUAUGGAUGAGUUCGUGAAGAAAUUGAUUCCUACAAUGACUGAUCACAUGAUUCCUAUAUUACUUGAGCGCAUACAAGGUGUAACUUCUUUACCAUCACAUCAAUCAGUUGAUACUCCUAUUGGUGACGCAUCAUCAGCAACACAUAUGAUGCCUAAUAAGAUAGUCAUGCCUGCACGAAGAGUUGGUAGAGGGCGUCUUCCUAGACGUUUUGUUGAUAAGCAAGAGUUACCCUGUGCACCUGGAGUGCAAGAUCAAGGGGAAGUUUCUAAUGCCUAG